AUCCUCGGCGGCAUGUCGACACUCGCGGCGUCGUACCUCGCCAAGGCGCGCGGGUCGAACGAGCCCGAGGCGUCGACGAUCCGCGCGCGCGAGCUCGAGUCGUAUAUCCGCGACCUGCAGGCGUUCGUGCUCGACCAUGGCCACCUCGCGGGGCCGGCGGUCGGGCCGGAGCACGAGGCGAUGAUCGCGCGCUACCGGCGGCGGUUCGAGGAGAUCAUGGGCCAC
Messenger RNA from Dichomitus squalens LYAD-421 SS1, 225 nucleotides. RefSeq lists its product as uncharacterized. Lineage: Eukaryota; Fungi; Basidiomycota; Agaricomycetes; Polyporales; Polyporaceae. The record is from RefSeq and is a predicted model, not a curated record. The transcript has a single exon. The annotation marks the transcript as partial.